Molecule: messenger RNA, 1687 nt
Organism: Solanum verrucosum
Lineage: Eukaryota; Viridiplantae; Streptophyta; Magnoliopsida; Solanales; Solanaceae
Product: probable serine/threonine-protein kinase PBL23
Exons: 5
Coding region: 301-1545 (414 amino acids)
Biological process (GO): protein phosphorylation
Molecular function (GO): protein kinase activity; ATP binding
Source: RefSeq, a predicted model, not a curated record
UUUUUUUUUUUUCACCUGAGAAACAGGACUUAAGAGAUAAAUAGUCUUUUUUUCUCUUAGUUUUUUUUUCUCCGGUGACCGUCGCCGCACGGUUCACCGUCGACGGGAAAAUUAGGGCUAAUUUUUGGGAAUUUCGAAAAAACGUUCUAAUUUUCCAAUUGAAAAUUUUGAUGAUAGUGUUCAUGAGUGUGUGUUGGUAUUAUUUGAAUUCGUUUCGAAAAAAAAUAAUUUGAAAUUAGGUCGAAAUUUCAGGCGAAUAUAUUGUUGAUGAUUUUGAGGAAUUGUAUUUGUGCCUAAGAUAUGAUAUUAGGUAGAUUAGUGAAAAGAGGUUGGCUGAUUUGGUUUCCAUGUUGUAUGACGAUGGAUGAUAAUAAUCAAAUUAGUUCUUUGGAAGAUAGUAUCAUUCAUCAAUGCAAAAACGCCAAUUCUCCAGCACAAUUUGCCAACAUUUCUCUUAAAACUGAUAGCAGCAGAAGGAGAUACAUAGCUACAGAAAUAGAAAAGUUUGGAAAAGGGAACAUUUCAGCUCAAGCCUUCACGUUCCGUGAGUUGUGUCUUGCAACUCAAAACUUCGACUAUGAAUGUUUGCUUGGUUCAGGUGGUUUCGGGAAAGUGUACAAAGGCCACAUUAAAAGCAAGAAUAUGGCUGUUGCUGUGAAGCAACUUGACAGGAAUGGUUUCCAAGGAACUAAAGAGUUUCUUGUGGAGGUCCUACUGUUGAGUCUUCUCCGUCACUCUAACCUUGUCAAUUUGAUAGGAUACUGUUCAGACGGUGAUCAGAGAAUAUUAGUCUACGAGCUCAUGCCAAAUGAUUCUUUAGAAGGUCACCUUCUUGAACUUGGUCCAGAUCAAAAGCCUCUUGAUUGGUAUACAAGGAUGAAAAUUGCAGCUGGAGCAGCAAGAGGACUUGCAUACUUGCAUGAAACGGCUAAUCCUCCGGUGAUUUAUCGGGACUUUAAAUCAUCCAACAUACUUUUAGAUGAGAAUUUUGAUCCCAAGCUUUCUGAUUUUGGACUUGCCAAGCUAGGACCAACAGGUGACAGGUCUCAUGUGUCCACCAGGGUCAUGGGAACCUAUGGUUAUUGUGCACCUGACUAUGCUUGCACAGGUAAAUUGACCGUUAAGUCCGAUGUUUAUAGCUUUGGUGUAGUCCUUCUAGAAAUAAUCACAGGAAGAAGAGUCAUCGACAGCUCCAGACCCAGCGAAGAAAAGAACCUCAUCAAGUGGGCACGACCACUGAUCAGCGAUAAGAAGUUGCACUUAAUUGCAGAUCCAUUGCUACGAGGGAACUACCCGAGGAAGGCAUUGGAUAAAGCUCUAACAGUUGCAGCAAUGUGCCUGCAAGAGGACGCCAGUACGCGACCAUUAAUCAGUGAAGUAGUGACUGCUUUAGACUAUAUAUUGAAUAUCAAGAAACACGACGAUGGUCGUAAGGAGGAAACUGCAGAUGAUACUUAUAAAUCUCCACCUGCAUUGCAAACUAUUACAAGUCAUGUCGAUCGUAUUUCAAGUAAUAAACCCAAAUGUGUUAGAGAAAGAUACUAAAUCCGUUUUCUGGGCACGAAACACUUGUAUUUCUGAGUGUUUUUUCUGGGUUUUGUGUAGUGUUUGUCAGUAUGAAUGUCCAUAGAUUUCUUAUAUACAGGUCAUCGAGUUACAUUGAUAAUGUAAAAAUUCUUUAUUCAGU